AUGAGCAAUUUCUUGGAACCUAAGGGUGAAGAGAUUGCACACCCCGUUCAGAAGGAGGAAGCCACAUGGACCCUCAGCCGGCAUCAUCUCUGUCUGACUUUCCUGCUGGUCUGUGCUCUCGUGGGAAUCUCCUUCCUCCACGUCUCCCAAGGCGUCUUCCACAACGGCCUGGACGUGUCUUUCCUGUUUGCAGAGCGACACUCGUCCCCUGUGGCCACCUGCUGCCUGUCAGGCACUCCGAUGACUCUCAACACCUCCUCUUCCUGUCUCAAGCACCCCACCUCCCUCUCAGGAACCUGGACUAUCUCCCCAGCUGGCCGCUUUGGUAAUCGGAUGGGGCGGUAUGCCACUCUGCCGGCCCGGGCCCAGCUAGUGCCCGCCGUGCAUGCUGCCCUGGCCCCCGUGUUCCGCAUCAGCCUGCCAGCGCCGGUGCCAGAGGUGGACAGCCACACGCCUUGGCGGAACUUGCAGCUGCAUGACUGGAUGUCGGAGGAGUACGCCCACGUGAAGGAUCCUUCGCUGAAGCUCACUGGCUUCCCUUGCUCCUGGACCUUCUUCCACCACCUCCGGGAACAGCUCCGCAGCGAGUCCACCUUGCACGACCACCUUCGGGAAAAGGCCCAAGGUUUCCUGAGACAGCUCCGGCUGCGGGGCACUGGGGGUCUCCCGAGCACCCUGGGCGUCCAUGUGCGCCAUGGCGACUAUCUGGAGGUCAUGCCCCGACGCUGGAAGGGUGUGGUGGGCCAUCGCGCCUACCUCCAGCAGGCCAUGGACUGGUUCCGGGCCCGGCACCAGGCCCCCAUCUUUGUGGUCACCAGCAAUGGCAUGGAGGCCUCACCGGGGAAGGACUUCGCAUUGCUCACACAGUGUAACCACACCAUCGUGACCAUUGGCACCUUCGGCUUCUGGGCCGCCUACCUGGCUGGUGGAGACGCUGUCUACCUGGCCAACUUCCCCCUGCCUACCUCCAGCUUCCUCGAGAUCUUCAAGCCCCAGGCCGCCUUCCUGCCCGAGUGGGUGGGCAUUGACGCAGACCUGUCUCGGCUCCAGAACUUGCCGAGGAGUCUUCCUGGAACAGCUCGAGGGAUCUCGGGCCAGAAGCACGCGUCUCCAGAGGCCUAG
Molecule: messenger RNA, 1122 nt
Organism: Molossus molossus (Pallas's mastiff bat)
Lineage: Eukaryota; Metazoa; Chordata; Mammalia; Chiroptera; Molossidae
Gene: FUT1
Product: fucosyltransferase 1 (H blood group)
Biological process (GO): carbohydrate metabolic process
Cellular component (GO): membrane
Molecular function (GO): galactoside 2-alpha-L-fucosyltransferase activity
Source: RefSeq, a predicted model, not a curated record